UCUGAGCUUCUAAAAAUAGAGAGGAAAUGGGGCCCUUUGGGUCACUCCAGGCACCGCCUCCCCCAGCCCCAUAUCCACCCCCACUGCCCACUCAAGGCCAACCUCUCAUUGUGGGAGAGCGCACUCUCUUCAGUGGAUGCCUGCAGCAGAUGCCACGAAGUUCUGGAACUGGAUACAGCGGCCUGCCCAGGGACCCCAGCAUGCCAGACAGCAGAGAACCCCUGCAAGACAGCCAGCAGGGUGCCAGCAUGGGGACCACCCAGGACAACUUACAAACCAGGUUCUUAAACAGACUGCUGCCAGGUGGGCCUGGUUGUGUUCGAAAACUUAGUUUGAACCUGCAGUACCAGCAAGGAAUAAGGCCGAAUGUACGAAGCAGCUCCUUGAGUGAUGGACGGAUGCUCUCCAAAGAGUUCCCAGGUCAUGGUCUUGAGCUCUCAACUCCAGAGAAGGCCCUGUUGGAUGCUCCGGAGGAGUCACUGUGGACCACUAGGGCGGAUGGGAGGGUCCGCCUGCGCCUGGAACCCUUCUGCACACAGCAUCCCUAUACUGUGCACCAGAUGUUCUACGAGGCUCUGGAUAAGUACGGGAACCUCAGUGCUCUGGGCUUCAAGCACCAGGAUAAGUGGGAGCACAUCUCUUAUUACCAGUACUACCUGAUUGCCCGCAAAGUUGCCAAAGGCUUCCUGAAGCUUGGCCUGGAGCCAGCCCACAGCGUUGCCAUCCUCGGCUUCAACUCCCCAAAGUGGUUCUUCUCUGCAGUGGGCACGGUGUUUGCAGGUGGCAUCGUCACCGGCAUCUAUACCACUAGCUCCCCAGAGGCCUGCCAGUACAUCGCCCAUGACUGCCGUGCCAACAUCAUCGUGGUCGACACACAGAAGCAGCUGGAAAAGAUCCUGAAGAUAUGGAAAGACUUGCCACAUCUGAAGGCAGUGGUAAUAUUCCAAGAACCCCCUCCAGAGAAGAUGGCCAAUGUGUACACGAUGGAAGAACUCAUGGAACUGGGGCAUGAAAUACCUGAGAAGACUCUGGAUGCCAUCAUUGAGGCCCAGCAGCCCAACCAGUGCUGCGUGCUGGUCUACACAUCAGGCACCACUGGGAACCCCAAGGGCGUGAUGCUGAGUCAAGAUAAUAUCACGUGGACAGCACGGCAUGGCAGCCAGGCUGGGGACAUCCAGCCAGCUGAAGUUCAGCAGGAGGUAGUGGUCAGCUAUCUGCCCCUCAGCCACAUUGCAGCCCAGAUCUAUGACCUGUGGACAGGCAUCCAGUGGGGGGCCCAAGUCUGCUUUGCAGAUCCCGAUGCUCUAAAGGGGAGCCUGGUGAACACACUUCGGGAGGUGGAGCCCACAUCCCACAUGGGGGUACCUCGUGUGUGGGAGAAGAUCAUGGAGCGGAUCCAGGAGGUGGCAGCUCAGUCUGGCUUCAUCCGGCGCAAGAUGCUGCUGUGGGCCAUGUCAGUGACCUUGGAGCAGAACCUCACCUGCCCUAGCAAUGACUUGAAGCCCUUCAUGGGUAGACUGGCAGAUUACCUGGUACUAGCCAGGGUCCGUCAGGCUCUGGGCUUUGCCAAGUGUCAGAAGAAUUUCUACGGGGCUGCCCCCUUGACUGCAGAGACACAGCGCUUCUUCCUGGGCCUCAACAUCCGCUUGUAUGCAGGCUAUGGCCUCAGUGAGACCACAGGCCCCCACUUCAUGUCCAGCCCCUACAACUACCGGCUGUAUAGCUCUGGCAAGGUGAUACCGGGCUGCCGAGUGAAGCUGGUGAACCAGGAUGCAGAGGGCAUCGGUGAGAUCUGCCUGUGGGGCCGCACCAUCUUCAUGGGCUAUCUGAACAUGGAAGACAAAACACAUGAGGCCAUUGACUCUGAAGGCUGGCUGCACACAGGUGACAUGGGUCACCUGGAUGCCGACGGCUUCCUCUACAUCACCGGGCGACUCAAAGAACUAAUCAUCACUGCUGGCGGAGAGAACGUGCCCCCAGUGCCCAUCGAGGAGGCUGUGAAGACAGAGUUGCCCAUCAUCAGCAGUGCCAUGCUUAUUGGGGACCAGAGGAAGUUCCUGUCCAUGCUGCUAACCCUGAAGUGCACCCUGGACCCAGAAACAUCUGAGCCAACCGACAAUCUGACAGAGCAGGCUGUGGAGUUCUGCCAGAAGGUGGGCAGCAGAGCCAGCACUGUGUCCGAAAUCGUGCAGCAGAGGGAUGAGGCCGUGUAUCAGGCCAUCCAUGAAGGGAUCCAGAGGGUGAAUGCCAGUGCAGCAGCCCGGCCCUACCACAUCCAGAAGUGGGCCAUCCUUGAGCGGGAUUUCUCCAUUUCGGGUGGAGAAUUGGGCCCCACCAUGAAACUGAAACGGCUCACAGUUCUGGAGAAGUAUAAAGACAUCAUCGAUUCCUUUUACCAAGAGAAAAAACAGUAGUCAGAGGGGUGUGCAUGUGGUUUCUGCUGGAUAGUGGCCUGUCAAGCACCCGCCUGAGCUCCCCAUGUGUGUCCAGACAAGCACGGAACUCAGACAAGGCAGUUCUGUCCUUAGUUCAAGGCACAGCACUGACAUCUGCAAUUCCUUCAUGUGCAAAUAGAUUAAAUUCUCAGCACUGCUUCCUGUUCAGGUGUCAAACGAGAUCACUCUUCUUCCAGAACAGAAAGGCCACUCAUUUUGGCCUUAGGUCCAGAUAAACUUCUUAAGCUUCUGGCUCACAUAACAGGUCUGCCAGGGAAGUCUGUUGGGAGAGAGGGAAAGGAAUGAUGGUCCUGCUACUAAUGUGCACUGCAGAGACAGCAGUCACAGCUCACCUAAUGGCCUGACUUAACUCUGGAAUCUUCGACACUCCACCUCCCACACAACGGGCUUGAUACUUAAUAAACUGCUGCUGCCUAUGUGACUAUAUUUAAUGUAUAAUUUGAGUAUUAAACCUUUUAACACAGCUG
Molecule: messenger RNA, 2923 nt
Organism: Nannospalax galili (Upper Galilee mountains blind mole rat)
Lineage: Eukaryota; Metazoa; Chordata; Mammalia; Rodentia; Spalacidae
Gene: Acsbg1
Product: acyl-CoA synthetase bubblegum family member 1
Exons: 15
Coding region: 27-2414 (795 amino acids)
Cellular component (GO): endoplasmic reticulum; membrane
Molecular function (GO): long-chain fatty acid-CoA ligase activity
Source: RefSeq, a predicted model, not a curated record